This is a messenger RNA of Euleptes europaea (tarantolino), 876 nucleotides long. RefSeq names its product RAD9 checkpoint clamp component B (gene RAD9B). Lineage: Eukaryota; Metazoa; Chordata; Lepidosauria; Squamata; Sphaerodactylidae. The coding region runs from base 1 to 876 and encodes 291 amino acids. Gene Ontology annotation, biological process: DNA repair; cellular response to ionizing radiation; mitotic intra-S DNA damage checkpoint signaling. The transcript is spliced from 9 exons. Gene Ontology annotation, cellular component: checkpoint clamp complex. The record is from RefSeq and is a predicted model, not a curated record.
AUGAAGUGCGGCAUUGGGGGGCCUCAGCUGAGAGUAUUCGGAAGGGCCGUAUAUGCCUUAGCUCGAAUCAGUGAUGAAUUCUGGUUUGAUCCUAUUGAAAAAGGACUGUUCCUAAGGUCAGUAAAUUCUUCUCGAUCAGCAUAUGCCUGUAUCUUCUUUUCAUCUAUGUUCUUUCAACACUAUUCCUGGAGAAAUUCACCUGAACUGUGUCUAAAUGAAAACAGUGUACGACUCAAGUGUAAAUUAACAAUAAAGGCAGUCCUACCUGUAUUUAGGUACUCAAAUAGUCUGGAAAAGAAUGUAAAUAAAUGCAACAUUUACACAAACUUUAAAGAAUGCCAUAUUGUCUUUCAACUUUUCUGCAAACAUGGCAUUGUUAAAACUCAUAACUUAUCUUUUCAAGAAUGUGAACCUUUGCAGGCUGUGUUCGCCAAGCAUCUGUGUCCCAAUGUACUGAAGAUACAUUCAAGGCAGUUGUCUGACAUAUUGAUUCAUUUUCCAACUUAUCAAGACGAAGUAACUUUAUCUGUAACACCACUGAAAGCUUGUUUCAAGACUUAUGUUGAGGAUGAAAUGGAUUUUGCAAAAGAAAUGCGUACUAAGAUACACCUUGAGCCAGAAGAAUUUGAGUAUUUUCAAGUUGGAGUAGACUCUGAAGUCACAUUUUGCCUUAAAGAGCUAAAGGGACUGUUGGCUUUUGCAGACACCCUCAGCACUUCAAUCUCUGUACAUCUCGAUGUUUCUGGAAAGCCAGUUGCUUUCAUCAUUGAGGACAUGAUGGUCGAAGCUAGUUUUGUUUUAGCUACUUUGGCAGAUAUUGAAAACAAAGAAUCCUCUCAUCAUUCUCCACAUCUUUCACAAGAGCAGAAAAGGUAA